CAGAUAAAAUGUGCUUCAGGAUUUCAACUUUAUUUCAGAACCGCCAGUGAUUCCUAUAACCAGUCCACCUGUCCCCGUGAUGUCCCAGCCGCGGCCGGACAGAUCUUCAGACGAUAUCCUGGCCGAGCUACGCGAUGAGGGUGUGUUACCCGGCCUGAAGCGGCGUGACAAUGCCGUCGCCUUCCAGGUGCCCACAGAUAACCCCAGCACUCCCCCGCGCCACCAGGAUAGGCUGAAGAAAAUGGAGAGGCGACUAGAGGAGCGACGGGAGAAGGUGAAGAAAAGCUGCCCUGAGUCUCGUGGUGAUCUGAAGAAGCAGCUUAGUGACGCGGAAGUUAGGAGACAGGAGCUGUUAGACGAGAAGACGGCCAGGAUUUCGAAGAAGUUUGCCGAGAAAGCAGCUCAGAUCAAGGCCAAGAGGAGGCGAGCAGGAUGA
Molecule: messenger RNA, 436 nt
Organism: Branchiostoma belcheri (Belcher's lancelet)
Lineage: Eukaryota; Metazoa; Chordata; Leptocardii; Amphioxiformes; Branchiostomatidae
Exons: 2
Coding region: 80-436 (118 amino acids)
Source: RefSeq, a predicted model, not a curated record